This is a messenger RNA of Ostrinia nubilalis (European corn borer), 7982 nucleotides long. RefSeq names its product GTPase-activating protein CdGAPr (gene CdGAPr). Gene Ontology annotation, biological process: small GTPase-mediated signal transduction. Gene Ontology annotation, molecular function: GTPase activator activity; protein binding. The transcript is spliced from 27 exons. The record is from RefSeq and is a predicted model, not a curated record. NCBI's taxonomy places the organism in Eukaryota, Metazoa, Arthropoda, Insecta, Lepidoptera, Crambidae. The coding region runs from base 667 to 5934 and encodes 1755 amino acids.
GUCCGCCGCUGUCAAAUCGAAUUAGCGUUUUGAGUUACGAUUCGCGAAUAUUUCACGAGAAAAAGCUUUUUGCUGAAUUAGUUUCGCGUUAUUACAUUGAUUUGUUAACGUCACAAGUGAUAUCGAACACGAAACGAAGCUUGGGACUCAAUAACUUAGCUCGGUCGGAGUUAUCCUGCAGUCAUAGCAGGGGGACAGACAUCUAUUUUUGUUUUGUAGCCCAGUUUUAAUGUAAAUAUUGUUUUUACUGUCGCAAUGCUGCAGCGGUCUGGUUUUCAUUUUUUUCAUUUGCAUCCAGCCAGUUAACCGUUGGACCGGAAAGUUGCGAUUCUAUGCUGAAACUCUUUCGAAAUAUUUCGCCAGUGCUUCAAAAACAUUCAGUCCAAAAUGAGAUCGAUAGCGAAAACACGAGUGUUCUAUUAAAAAGUAAACAAAAAAAAGUUUAGUGUCAGUGCAAAUUCAAAAUUCAAAUUUGGAGUUUUCUAAAUUGAAUAACUAGUGAAGUGCAUUGUGUUAAAAUUGGUGAAAAAACUAACUAAAUGGCAUUUUUGAAAGUGAAAUUGCUAUAUUUUAGUGUUUACCGACCAUGAGAAGGGUGUUCGGCGUCUGCUCCGAUGGAUGGAUGCUCUGUGGUCACAAUGUGAGCAGUUAGACCUAGCGGCAUAGAUGUUGUCUGGCUCCCCUCACGGUUCGGUGAUGUCUUGUCAGUCGCUCGCAGCGCGGGCGUUCGCCGAGCCGGAGCGAGACAGCAUGACGCACAGCGCGGGCUUCCACAGAUCAGUCAGAUUCAGCUCGGAGUCCAGGAGUUCAACCAGAGCGUCCACCGAGCAAGAAUGUAAGCGAGAAACACCUGGCUCAAUAUCCCUGACGGCGUUGACCAUGACGCCGGUGACGUCACAGACAUCAGCCAUGAGCCAGUCGGCGCCGCCCGCGUCGGCUACCUUCGAUUUGACUGACAACCCCGCGCCGCCGCCCUCUUGUCGUUUCCCGAAACUAGAAGAGUGCGCUCAUUUCCACUACGAGAGGGUGUCGCUCGGAGGACUGAGCAUCGAGACCGUGCCUUGCGAGGACUCCGACCCAGGGGAAGGUUGGAUCUGCCUCAAAGUGCGUUCACACGUGACGUCAUCGGACGAGUCGGCGCGACCUCUAUCGACAAGCUGGAGCGCUUCCGGUGACGUCUGCGAAUGGACCCUCACACGCAGUCGCACGCACUUCCGGCAACUCGACACUAUGCUGCACAGGUGCAUAUACGACCGCAAAGUGUCCGGCCUCCCCAACCUGUCCGAGGAGCUAUCGAGCGAGGACGACGAGCACUACCACCGGCUCAUAGCGCACUACGCGCACCACCUGUCCAUCAUCGCCGACGACUCGCUCAACUGCGGGCCCGUGCUGAACUGGCUGCAGAUGGACAAUAAAGGUCACAAACUACUGGUGGCGAACGAAGACUCCAGCUCGAUAAACACUCCAGCUGUAGCAGCCGCUUACUCCGUCAGGAAAUAUGUGUCGCAGGCACGGGACGAAAUAAGCUUCGAAGUUGGAGAUAUGAUCUCCAUCAUCGAUAUGCCGGGUCCCCAAGAGUCCCUAUGGUGGCGCGGCAAGCGCGGAUUCCGAGUGGGAUUCUUCCCGCACCAUUGCGUAGCUGUGAUCGGAGAUAAAGUGCCCAGACAUAUGACGCAACCGCCGCCUAUAGUUGGAUCCGUAGCAGUAGCCCCAGUGAAACCAGUCCUUCGGAAGCAUGGCAAGCUGAUCAGUCUGUUCCGAUCGUUCAUCCUGUCUCGACCCUCCCGAAGGAGUUUGAAGCAGCAAGGCAUACUGAGGGAGCGAGUGUUUGGCUGUGACUUGGGAGAACACCUACUGAAUGUUGGACAUGACGUGCCUCAAGUACUAGUCGAGUGCGCCCGCGCCAUCGAAGCCCGAGGCGCAGUGGAUGGCGUGUAUCGUCUGUCCGGCGGGUCGGGGCUCACGCAACGUCUCCGAGCCGCUUUCGACGCCGGAACCGCGCCGGAAUUGACCGCGCCGGCGGUUGCAAGGGACCCCCACGCCGUGCCUAGCUUGCUGAAGAUGUAUUUCAGAGAGCUCCCAAACCCGCUCUGCACGUACCAGCUUUACGAGAGCUUCGUGAGCGCAGUGCAGCAGCCGGACGAGGCCUCCAAACUGAGGGCCGUGAGGGACACCGUGGUCAAACUGCCGCCUCCUCACUACAGGACCCUAGCAUACCUAAUGCGCCACCUUCGCCGCGUGUCCUUACUAGGCGAGAGCACCGGUAUGACGGCGCGGAAUAUGGCCAUCGUGUGGGCUCCCAACCUGCUGCGAAGCCCGAGGCCGCAACACGCUUUGCAAGGCGUCGCUGUGCAGGCGGUGGUGACCGAAUUCCUGAUCUGCUACGCCGAAGACUUGUUCGCUCAGGACCAAGGAGCGGACUCCAGUGACUCCGGGCCUAGCUCUAUCGAAGUGGACAAGAACGAAACUAUCGAAGCGCAAGUGGAGUUACGCGGCCUCGAAUCCGGGAGGCGGCCCAAGAGUCUGCCUCUAAACCCGCCCACUAAGCUACUGAGUCUUGAAGAGGCGCGCCGGCGUGGCAAUCCGGCGGCGUCUCUCCAGUCGCCGCAGCUGCCGCCGGCUUCCGGCGCCAUCGCGGCGGCUGCGCACACUCAGUUACGGCCUUCGUCGCAUCUACGCCCCAAAUACAUCGAACCUGUUAUUCCGGCGGCGUCUCUCCAGUCGCCGCAGCUGCCGCCGGCUUCCGGCGCCAUCGCGGCGGCUGCGCACACUCAGUUACGGCCUUCGUCGCAUUUACGCCCCAAAUACAUCGAGGUCGGGUCAGGCCCCAACAAUCUACCUCAAUACCACACGGUGCUUGACCUACCUAUACCGGGCAAACGCGGCGUCAAAAGGUCUCCUUCGGGCUGGCGGGGACUAUUCUCUCGCUCCAAACAGCGGCCCACCGUGCACGCACCUCUACCGCCUGUCACACCACCCGCUACCACACAGGAGCCCACAGCGCUAGCAGUGAACGGUCUACGUCCAGUAAAGUCGUGCGAGUCGUUGACAUCUGACACCGACACCUUAGCACCGCUUGCUGUGCGUCCGCCUGCGCCACUCAAACAACAUACAAGACAAAAGGGUCAGUUAGAAAUAGGCUACAUCGACCUGGAGUCGCCGCGAGCGCGCGCUCCCGCCGCGGAGAAACGGGCGCCCCGCCCGCCCUCGCCGCCCUCCCCGCCGCCCCCGCGGGCCGAACGAAAACGGUGCCUCCCAAAUACUGGCGAGCGCUCCAUGGCGCCCACAGAUGCUAGAUGCGCCCCACAGAUGCUAGCGAGCCCCACAAAUGCUACUGGGCGCCCCUGGUGCUCCUCAGAUGCUAGUGGGUGCCUCCCAAAUACUGGCGAGCGCUCCAUGGCGCCCACAGAUGCUAGAUGCGCCCCACAGAUGCUAGCGAGCCCCACAAAUGCUACUGGGCGCCCCUGGUGCUCCUCAGAUGCUAGUGGGUGCCUCCCAAAUACUGGCGAGCGCUCCAUGGCGCCCACAGAUGCUAGAUGCGCCCCACAGAUGCUAGCGAGCCCCACAAAUGCUACUGGGCGCCCCUGGUGCUCCUCAGAUGCUAGUGGGUGCCUCCCAAAUACUGGCGAGCGCUCCAUGGCGCCCACAGAUGCUAGAUGCGCCCCACAGAUGCUAGCGAGCCCCACAAAUGCUACUGGGCGCCCCUGGUGCUCCUCAGAUACUACGCGUGCUCCCGCCGCAGAAAAAAGGGCGCCCCGCCCGCCCUCGCCGCCUUCCCCGCCGCCCCCGCGGGCAGAACGAAAACGGAUAUGCAAAGACCGCGACAACGCGACUCCACCGCUCGCCGACACACAAACAUCACUGGGAAACGUGAAAAUGAGAGAGCGGCCCUCCCCCCGAAAGGCCCCGCCCUCGGCUCGCUACAGCGGCCUCCACCAACCUUUAGCGUUGCCACCGCGUCUGAGCUGGCCCGGCAAAGACCAUUCCACCCUCAUCAAGGUGGACUGGCCUCCAGACUCCUCGUCUACCAACCUCACUGCUAGCACUUUGAAUUCUAGUCCUGCUACGCCCUUAACACCUUUAUACGACCCGUUGGAAAGCGACUCUGAAGUCAGCGAAACGAAUAAACAUACAAUCAAAAUAGAAAGCAAAGAAUGCGACAAUUGUGAUCGAGAAAAAUGCCUCAAAUGCGAGCUCAAAGCCACAGAUUAUAGCUCCGAACACAGUCCACUACAUUCCACCGAUAUCAGCUACCAGAACUUAAAUCGUCUGUCCGCUGUGUCGACGUCGUCCAACUCUGAACCGUCUAAAAAAGACGCGAGCUACGAAAACUGUGACGUCAUGAAGGUUAUGACAUCAUCGCAUGAGAGCUCGUCCAGUUAUUCCAAUGCGAGCUUGAAACAGGAGGACUACGAAACCUUUAAUUUCACGCGACCAAAUUACAUAAAUUUGCAGUCGUCUAGCACGUCUAAAAGUUCGCCUGGUUCACCCUUGAAAAGUCCGCUAAAAUCUACAAUAAGCAUAACGUUCCGAUCGCCGACGAAAUCCAAAACACCGGAUUACGAACCUAUAGACAAUAUAGAUACGCCAACUAACGAUAGGGACUCUGUGUACGAAGACAUAGAUUUGGAAAAGAAUCUGUCUAUAGUCGAAGAGGCGACAGUUCCAGAAACGGACGCAAGUCUUCCCACACAACAAGCGUGUCAGCCUGACUUCAAAGAUCUGAUCAUCCUUGAAACACCUACUGACCAAAACGAUGUCUACAGCCAAGUUAAGUUCUUCAAAAAGAGCAUAGAAGAAGUAAACGCUCUGAUCUUUGAGUCACCAGAGAAGGAGGCAGAAGAAAACGCUAUUAUGUUCGAAUUCCCAGAAGAGAAACGACAUUAUGAGAAUGUAUCUUUCAGUGGCAGUGUUGAAAAGGAAUACGAGAACAUUAAUGUUGAUACUUUAAAAAUCUGUGAUAAGAGUCUCGUGGAAAUCGACAAUGGUAUCAAAGAAGAAGAAAAAGACAAUGGCAAUAUAAUCAAAGUUUCCAAUUUAAACGUUAGAGAGUUGGCUAACAGAUUCGAAAGCCCUACUGAACAGAAAGGACCGUUCACUUUUGAGAAGUUUAAAGCAGAAAUCAAGUAUCCAAGUUUAGAAAGGAAGGAGGAAGAUAAGAAAAUAAACGUGGAAGUAAGAAAAAAAGAUUUAACAGUCAAAUUGCCGCCUCCAGUGUCGCCGAAAACUUAUAAAUUGAACAAAAACUCGUGCAACGCUCGAUCUUUAGACGAAAACGCGUUCGUAAAAGAAUUCGGCAACGAAAAGUCUUAUGUCGACCGAAGAAAAAGUCUCGAAGUCAGAGACGCGAAGAAAUCGCCGAAGUUCUUACCCGAUCUAAAUCUGAAUAUGGAGGAGAACACCAAAAUCGAACCGGUCACUCCUACCACCGAGAACAAAAUAUCUUUAGUCCAACGGUUCAACGAGAAACGACCUACGGAACUAAAGAACUUAAUUAACUUCGAUUCGGACAAGAAAUUGAGCAGAGAACGUAUAGAGAAGUAUAAAGAAGAAAGGAGAAACUUUUUAAGAGAGAAAUACAGUUCGCAGUCUUUUAGAAGCAGUCCGGAGCAACUAACUAGGAUAAAAAUAAAGAAAGAUAUGGACAAAAUUGAGUCUUGUGAACGAUUAAAAGAAGAAUUGCCUAGAUUUGAGAGGAGAAAUACAGUGGAUCUAGGUCAGAGGAUGAGGUUCUCUUUGGCUAGAAGUACUAAUAAUCUAGACACAAUCAAUUCGCCCACUAGUCCUGAUAGCAUAGAGAGGCGAGAGGGAGAAAGCAGUAAAAGAGAGAGAGAGAGCGCAGCGCGCAGGGAGUUUGACAGAAAAGAAAAGGUGUCCCCAUCCUACCACAUCCGUGAUAUGGCGGCUCUCUUCGAGCAGAAGACCGGCGGCUGACGCGAUGGACAGACGGUGCGGUAUCGUUACACUUAGAUAUGUUUCUAACCCUUGUUCCCUUGGCUUAAGGUCCGAAAAUGAAUGCUAAGGACUUGCUGUCUUGAGUAAGGGUUUAAGUAUAGUUGAAAUGGUCGAAUUUGUCAACUAAAUAUUAAGUUAACUUUUUAAAAUUCAAAUUCAUUUCAUUUAUUUGCAUUACAUAUGGGUAAAUAAUUACCUAGUAGUUUGACGUAGUCAUCAGGUCAUAUAGUCUCCACUGCAGUAGUACGACCCUCUAAUUUACCAGAGGCAAGAGGAUUUGUCCUACGCUCCCCAGUUUGAUUAAUUUCGUUGCGAGUCCAAUGACAGUUUAACUUUCCCCCGGGACAAACUUGGCCUUCACUGGUUGGGUUAUUGGCGGUCAAGCUGUAGAUCCUGGCUACACAGGAGUUGCAGCGGUGGGAACGAGAGGUGGGAAUAGUCCCCUUUUGCAUAUAAGAUUUUAUUGACAUCAUAGCGUGGGAAAUAUUAUUGCAAUGUCAAUUUGUGAUAUUGACAUGUUCGGCCAUUUUAAUAUACGAUGCAAAUCAAAAUGGCGACUUAGAAAUAGUUGUAUGACAAAGUAUGGAUCAUAAAAGUGCUUUUAAAAGAAAAUUGACCGUAUUUAGCUUACAAAUAUAUUUAUACGCCCAAUUUUUGGGCAUUCCAAGGUUCUAAUGUAACAUCGUACCGCAUCAAAAUGUGUUCAGCAAUAAUCCUUUCAAUGUAUCGUGGAAUUUUUUGUGCUUCUUGGUGCAUUUCAAUAUCAAAAUUUAUACGUAUUAAAUAUUCAUACCAAAAAAUGCCUCUGCGCCAUCCCACAAUAUUGUUAUGUAUAAAUAAUAUAAUUAUUAAUAAUUAUUAUUAAUGACAUGUACAGUCAGCAAAGACGAGCAUCUCAUAAAAAUAAUCUCAGUUUUUCUUUUCAAAAAGUUUUGCUGCUGUACAUGCUAUGUUAAGUUGUUACGUUGUCUUAUUUAUUAUUAUUUUUUACUCUCUAUUAUUAAUAAUUACGUUUAAUAACCAUCACACAAAUGUUUAGUAUUAUUUUUUAUAUUGUCACUUAAUACUCCCAUAAUAUUAGGGUUGAAUGGUUAAUGUACCGAUAGCACAUUAAGUUAAAAUUUUGACAACACAACCUUGUUCCAAUUGUAACAAAGACGUGCUGCGAAUUUUUUGGCUACUUUGGGUGUCACGAACUAUUUGACGCUGGCUGUAGCAUAUUAACUAUAGUCUGGUCUGCGAGCACGUAGAAUUUUGUCCAAUGACCCCAAGCUACCCAUCCUUAUCGCUCGCGCGUAAUUAUGUUACUAUCGCGCUCGCACACUCACUGCGGGCGCGCGUCGCACAGUCGCGACAGCAAUAUAAUUACGCGCGAGCGAUAAGGAUGGGUAGCUUGGGGUCAUUGGACAAAAUUCUACGUGCUCACAGACCAGACUUUAGUUGAUCUACGCUUGAUGUGCUGUCGAAUGUACAGUCGCGUUCACAUGUGUAUAACAUUGACGUCUUUUUUAAUCAGAAUCAAUUUUUUGACGAAGUUUCGUGAAUAAAUCGACUAGAUAUCGGGGGUUUGAUAAAUAAAGCUAUUAUGAAGUUAUAAAAUCAAAAAUAUUUUUAGUAUGUAGGCGCUUCAAGUUAUAAGUGCUCUUGCCUUUUGCAGAUUUUUUCUGUACUGUUAAUUGUGAAAAACGUUAAAAUAACGUUAUCGUUAUAGCCAAUGAGCUGUCAUAGUGACAGUGACGUAAUGUCAAUGUCACACUAGAAACGGUAGAUUAGGGGGACGCGCGUUGACGACUCCCUGCGCUUUUGUGCUAAGUGAUGAAUUGUAUUUAAAAAUGAGGCAAUAUAAUGUGAAAGUUAAGUAUCCAGUGUUUUAUUUAUGAGAAUACGUCUACCGACCGUUAACAGUAUUUUUUUUUCCACCCAUAGCAGUUUGUUUUACCCAUUCUGGAACACCCUGUAUAGCUUCAUUUGUCAGAUACCCGAUAUCAAGUAUUUAUUUGGAAACAAAAUGUUCACAGCAAUUGCGC